Messenger RNA from Aricia agestis (brown argus), 570 nucleotides. RefSeq names its product chorion class CA protein ERA.1-like. Gene Ontology annotation, cellular component: egg chorion. Bases 46 to 525 code for a protein of 159 amino acids. The record is from RefSeq and is a predicted model, not a curated record. Gene Ontology annotation, biological process: chorion-containing eggshell formation; multicellular organism development. The transcript has 2 exons. Lineage: Eukaryota; Metazoa; Arthropoda; Insecta; Lepidoptera; Lycaenidae. Gene Ontology annotation, molecular function: structural constituent of egg chorion.
CAUCAGUUUUUCUAUCAUUGUGUACCGAAAUCAGUUGAUACAAACAUGUUUCGUUUCGCACUCCUCGUCCUCGCCGUGCAGGCCUGCCUGCUCCAGAAUGUGUACAGCCAGUGCAUCGGCGCGGGCUGGCCGGCCGCCAUCGGCGCACCGUGCGGCUGCGGCGCCGAGCUGGUCGGCCCCCUCGGCCUGGGCAUCAGCUCCGCUGUCGGCCCUAUCGGUCUCGGAAUCGGCGGACCUCUCGGCAUGGGAAUCGGCCCGGCUUCUGUAGGUCCCCUCGGCAUCGGCAUCGCUAAUUGCGCUGGCCUGGGCAUGGCCGGUGCGGGUCCCGCCUACGGAGGCGUGGGUGUCGGCGAGGUAGCUGUGGCCGGGGAGCUGGGUGUGUCUGGUGCGACGGCGGUGGCAGGCCAGGUGCCCAUCCUAGGCGCGGUGGAGUUCUCCGGCGUGGUCCCCGCCGGCGGCACUGUCUCCAUUGCUGGUAGCUGCGGCUGCGGCUGCAACGGUCUCGCUGGACCCAGGAUCCUGUGAUUGAAUUGAUUGAGGCUCAAAAUUUGAAAAUAAAGGUGUCUUGAA